Molecule: messenger RNA, 753 nt
Organism: Alternaria rosae
Lineage: Eukaryota; Fungi; Ascomycota; Dothideomycetes; Pleosporales; Pleosporaceae
Exons: 2
Coding region: 1-753 (250 amino acids)
Source: RefSeq, a predicted model, not a curated record
AUGCGCCCGUCCCAUACCACGCGCGCCCAGAACGACUGCCAUCUGUCGCCCGCAGCAAAGAUGGCCAAAUCGCUGCUCGACCUUCCUCGCGAGCUCCGCGACAUCAUCUACGGGUACACACUCACAGAAGAGGAUGGGCUUCUCGUCCAAGAAUGGCUUACGAUGCAUCCCAAGGCGGCCGGAGCCAAGUACGGGACCGAUGCGAACCAGCUGAAGUUCAUAUGCCGACAACUCUACACCGAAACGACUGGUCUGGGCUUGCGAUACAACAAGGUGACCUUCGGUGGUUCCUGUGGCUUCGAAGCAUUCGAAGGGUUCAUUGGGGUCGACUGUACGCCUGCUCACUUCGGACGAGUGAAAAGCAUAGUCAUUCUUCUUGAGUCAUCUGACAAGCUCCUUCAAGAUGUGAUAGCUGCGGAUGCACUCGGCAAAGCCUACCCGGCCCUUUCUUUUGAGAUGCGCUGUGCAUGGUUGACGGAGCGUACCGAUGCUAACAUAUGGUGUUGGGGUGGCUGUAGCUUUCAAUAUCUAACAAGAGGCACGUUUCCCGAUCUUGCCGCUGUUGGAUUCAAGACUAUGGUCCGACAGAAUAGCGGCACACUUGAUGGGUUUGGAUCAGACUCGAGGAACGUCGAAAUAUUUCCUGCAAGCUUCGACGAAGAAGAACUUAGGUCUGGUGCUAUCGACGGAUACAUAACAGAUGUCAAUGGUUGGGUUGCACAGUUCAAGAAGUGGUUUGAGGAAGGCUUUUGA